GUUUUCCCAUGGUGCCACGUACCUUCCUUCCACACCAACGAGACACGACCCGACAAGGCCUUGCUUCCCUUUUCUUCGACAGUAAGAUAACCCCCAAUAAAAACCCUAAUUUUCCUGAUUCCACCAACGAGUAUCAAUCAAUUCUAUCCAAGUUAAGUAUCUGAAUUUUCACAUUUCUGAUCAGCUAGCCAUGUCAAACUCAAAGAACUCCCUCUACCCACAAGUAGACCAAUCCAACCCAGAAGCCAUUUCCUCUUCUACAACACCACCACCCUCCAUCUACCCAUCCGUCGACAUGAAAGACCUCGCUGAGAAUCUCUUCCCGGACAACGAAGACCCACAAAACCCUGACAACUCACAAUCCCAACCUCCCCCCGCAUUCGAAUCCUCCGAGGAAAUCCUCAUCACGGUCCCCGGCACCGUCGUCCACCUCAUCGACAAGCAACGGAGCGUCGAACUGGCCUCCGGCGAACUCUCCGUCGUCCGCCUCCGCCAGGGCGAGAACGUCGUCGCGGUGUUCGCGCGCGUCGGGGAGGAAAUCCAGUGGCCGCUGGCCAAGGACGAGGCCUCCGUUAAGCUCGACGAGUCGCAUUAUUUCUUCACUCUUCGGGUCCCGCCCGACGUCAAAUCCGACGAGGACGAGGACGACGACGACGUCGUCGUUCAGGGGAGUUCCGAGACGGACGAGAAUUUGUUGAAUUAUGGAGUGACGAUCGCGUCGAAAGGGCAAGAGGGGUUGUUGGACGCUUUCGAUUCCAUUUUGGACCAUUACAGUUCGUUUUCCGUGCAGAAGGUGGCGGAGGCGGUUGACGGGGCGGUGGCGGCGAGGGAGACGACGCCGGAGGAGAUGGCGACGGAGGUGGAUAAGAGGGAGAAGGUGGAGGGGAGCGCGACGGCGUAUUGGACAACGUUGGCUCCGAAUGUGGAGGAUUAUAGUGGUGGUGUUGCGAAGAUGAUUGCGGCGGGUUCAGGACAUCUGAUUUGGGGGAUUUUGUGGUGUGGGGAUGUGACGGUGGAUAGGUUGAAGUGGGGACAUGAUUUCAUGAAGAAGAGGUUGGAACCGGGUUCCAAUGCGGAAAUUAGUCCCUUUGUCAAGAAGAGGAUAAGAAGGGUUAGAAGGAUGACAAAGAGGUCAGAGAAAGUAGUCACUGGAAUCCUUUCUGGGGUUUUGAAAGUUUCUGGAUUCUUCACAAGCUCAAUCGCGAAUUCAACAGUAGGCAAGAAAUUCUUCAGUCUCCUGCCUGGAGAAAUCGUUCUUGCGUCCUUGGAUGGAUUCAAUAAGGUUUUUGAUGCUGUUGAAGUCACUGGAAGAAAUGUAAUGUCAACCUCAUCAGUUGUGACUACAGGACUUGUUUCCCACAGGUAUGGAGAGCAGGCAGGCAAGGUAACCAAUGAAGGGCUUGAGGCUGCAGGGUAUGGUAUUGGGACUGCUUGGGCUGUGUGGAAGAUAAGAAAAGCGUUCAACCCAAAGAGUGUCAUCAAACCUACAACCAUUGCAAGAGCUGCUGCUAAAGAAAAUGCUGCCAAAUCGAAGACCAAGCUUAUAAAGUAAUCGCUAGAUAGAUUUUGGGAUGCGUUUGCGAACUUUUUCCUGGUUCUUGUACGAGUGUAAAGGCCAAAAUAUUUGUCUGCUGCAUGUCGUAGGAAUGAGUAGAAUUUGUCAAUGUCGUAGAAAUGAGUAAUUAUUGGUUUCUUAAUAUCCUUGUAACAUAUUUUGCAUAAAUCCAAUUUCAUUUCUGUGUGGUGUUCUGGUGAA
Rhododendron vialii is the source of this 1756-nucleotide messenger RNA. Its product is annotated as protein EARLY-RESPONSIVE TO DEHYDRATION 7, chloroplastic-like. Lineage: Eukaryota; Viridiplantae; Streptophyta; Magnoliopsida; Ericales; Ericaceae. Bases 191 to 1552 code for a protein of 453 amino acids. Gene Ontology annotation, cellular component: plasma membrane. The record is from RefSeq and is a predicted model, not a curated record. The transcript has 5 exons.